Molecule: messenger RNA, 4545 nt
Organism: Vigna angularis (adzuki bean)
Lineage: Eukaryota; Viridiplantae; Streptophyta; Magnoliopsida; Fabales; Fabaceae
Exons: 4
Coding region: 1517-4348 (943 amino acids)
Source: RefSeq, a predicted model, not a curated record
CGAGUUCAUUUUUUUUUCUCUUCAAUGAUGUCGUGUUUCUUCAACAUUUUCUUGUUUAUUUUCCCAUUUUUUUGCUCUAAAAUUUUCUUCUCUGUACUACUUUUCAGUGGCUUCUUCCUUCAAGUGUUGAAUUUGACUGUAUUUUUUUGUUCUUUUCACACUGAGCUAUGUGUUUCGGUGAUUAUGUAAUUGGGUUAAGUUGUAUACCCUUCCUUGCAAGUUUUUGUGUUUUUUUGUGAAUGGGUUACUCUUGAGUAUUCUUCCUGUUACUUUUCCGUACAUGAAAUGUUUUGAUGGACUUGUUUUUGAGAAUAAAUACUUGUUUAUCAUAUUUUGGUUUGUUUUUGUGUCGUUGGCUGGUUAUCUGAUGGAUGGAUUUGAUACCCUUGUCUGGAGCAUCUGAUUCUGAUUGCAAAAUAUGAUUUGCCUGUGAGAUUUGUCUCAGAAAUGUCUGAUUGACUUGAUACCAUAACAUUUGGCCUAACUCUAUCUCAUUCAGAAAAUUCUUUUGAUCGCUGUUGGUGCUUCUGUGCUUGUCCUGCAGUUUAUGCUGUGCUUAUCAUUAUAUGAACUUUUGAUAUCAUUAUUAGUGUAUGCACAGUGCUCUUCUUUCCCUGUUCAGUGAUACUUGUGAGUGUUGAUUUCAGGGUUUCUUAAUUCUGGUUAGGAAAUAUUUGCACUCUCUUAUGGAUUUAUGACGUAAAAACAUUUGAUGUCUAUCAUAACUUAAAAGUGCCAAUCCCUUUUUGAGAAAGCCAAUUGUGACAAAAUUGGUUAUUUGUUUCCGGGGCUUGUGCUUAUCAACUUCAAUUUUAAAUGCUUCUGCAAGCAAGGUAGUUUUGUAUUCCUUUCUGUUGUCCAUUUAGAAAAUCCUUUUAACCGUAACCAAAUUCUUUCUUAAAACAUCAAACGUUUUCUUUUUGAGGGACAUGGAGGAAAGAAAUUUAAUUUCUGGCCCUCUUGCAUAGCAUUACAUGUGUUCCCAUUUCUCUUUUGUGAAGCCGGUUAUAGACUCUUGUCUAUUCUUCACCCGUUUGUCAUGUAACCUAUAUAUUUUCAUUUUUAGGUGAUGGAGAGGAUUGUUUGGUGCCAAAUUAUUCUCUGAGAAUAUAUACUGCUGGACGAGAUUGAUUUUUUUGGUGACGUUGAGUAAUCUGUUGUCUAUAGAUUUAUGUAAAAUAAUACUAUAUUAGAUUAAAUAUGUACAAUGUAUAUUCCUCACGAGUGCUUAACAUUUGAUGUCAAAAUGAAAAAUAGUGUUGGACACGAAGAUUAAAGUUGGCUUGUGGCAAUUUUUAUUUUCUUGUUGUGCAGAUGGGCUCACAUUUCUUUGCAGGUCUUCAUUACUAUGACAUCAUAUGGAAAUGUCACGAUCUAGAAUUAUUCUGUCUUCACAAUGUUUUGUCAGAUAAUUUAGCUGUAGAAUGGAAUUCCCCUGUGGGUCAUGUUUUCAUUCCCUUAAAAAUGAGGAUACUUUAUAAUAUCUUAUUUCAUUGAAAUCUCUACAUUGUCAUCUAUGGCACUAUUGGGCAUGGGUGCAAACAGGCAAAACAAUGGUUAUAUCCCAGGAUAUCAGUCCCCGAGGGAUUUUGUCUUCAGUGCAGAAGGCAGCACAUGGACCUCAUCUAAUUAUACUGGUGAACGUGAGGAUGACUGCUAUGGACUUGAAUCCUCGCCAUUGUCAUCAACUUGUCAUCUUUUAGGUUACAACAAGGAACUUCUGAAACAGACAAUACUCAAGCAUGAGGCCAUAUUCAGGGACCAAAUUCAUGAGCUUCACCGUAUUUACCAGAAACAAAAAGAAUUAAUGGAUGAAAUUAAAAGGAUUGAGUUACAUAAACAUACUAUAAGGUUGGAGACAUCAUCGUCAAGUUCCUCUUUGUAUUACUCUCAAAACUUGCAUUGGUUCACUAGUCAAUCAUCUAUUUUAAAUGCUGAAGGCAUCCAGUUACCAUUGGCUUCUAUGCAAGAAAUGAGCAAGCAAUUACAUCCUACUCUUGUUGCUGCUCCUGCCCCAGCUGCAAUCAUAGAAUCUUCGAAAGAUACUACACUAUCAGUAUCAGCUUACAGAAAAGUUGGUAAGAAAAUAUUGGAUCUUCAACUUCCAGCUGAUGAAUACAUUGAUAGUGAAGGUGAAUCUUGUGAAAAUGAAAGGGCUAUCAAAGAGCUCGCACUGUCAACUUAUACUUUAAAUGGAAUUUCUAAGGCUGUUUAUAACAACACUGUUGAGAAACCAUUUAGAACCAAUUUUAAUGGUUUUUCCGACUUAAAUUUGCCAUUUAAGCUUGAAGAAGAGACUGGUGUGAAGUAUGCUGAUUUUGGUGCGUCAAUCCAUCACAAAAACUAUACCUUUCAUGAUAUGCCGAGGAGAAUUAAACCAGGUUCUCAUAGUUUUACCAAUGAUGUCAUCCAGAAUUUGGAAAGAAAACAGGAUCUCCAAUCUUGUUUAGAUCCCCCACUACCAAACAAGGGGACAAAACAUGGACGGCUGCCCUUGGGUACUGGUUCUGGGCAAAACGGUAGUGACUUGGGUUCGCUUGCUAUAUUUAAUGAUACAGAAAACCAAUCUGUUUCAAUUGAAUCCAUAAGUAAGAAGCUGAAACAAGUUAACAACUCUUCAUAUUUUCAUUCUACCAAUCAAACUGUCCCGGGACUGAGAACGGAUAGGGAUAGCUUUGCUGGAAGGCAUAAUCCCACAAGUGGUGUCUGGAUUGGACCUAGCUAUGCUUCAUGCCCAUGUUCUUCUCAUCAGCUUCUUUCUGAGUCUGACCUGAAAAGUUCUAGGAUUUCACCAUCAGUGUUAUGGAAAAGUAUUGGAUCUGGCUCUAAUUUAGAUUGUCAAAACUGUCUUCACAGCAAAUUUUGUAACAGGUCCAAUCUGUUGGGUCUACCAUCAAUUAGUGCUGAUGAUCCAAACUGCUGUGAUCGUGGUCCAUCAUCAGCUGGCCAUGAGCUUUGGAAGUAUGUUAAGGAUUCAGAAUAUGUGGAGACUAACAAGAACAUAAACCUGAAUGUUAUGCCUGUUGGUUCUUCUGAAACCAAAGCUGCAGAAUUUCAAAGCAUUCGGAUAACAUUUGAAUAUGAUAAAUUUCAGGAUUCAAGGUUGCCUUGGCUUAAAGAAAAGCCUGCUGUACCCAAGGGAAACCCCACUGAUGAAUGUGAAGCCUCAACCCCCAUUGAUUCUUCCUUUCUGAAUCCUUCGAAAUCUGGGUGUGUACAUUCUGAUUUGGAGUUGAAUAAGGUUCAAAAAAGUCACAUGUGUGCAUUCGACCUUAAUGGAAAACCUCAGACACCCAAAGUCGUCCAGAGCCUGUCCACAGAUCAUAGGACUGAAGAAAUUAAUAAGAUAUCCAAUGUAAAUUUGCAUUCUGAUGGUUAUCCUGACAUGGGCGAACAAGCAUCUGUCAGUGAAUACAUGAAGAGUGAAAAGAAGCGCAAACAUUCAUCAGGUAUGCUUGACCUAAAUUCAUGCACAAAUGAAGAUGAAAAUAUGCCAAUUGAUAAUGAUUUACAAGCACCUGCAAGUCCAGAAAACAAGGAAUGUUCUCCACCCAGAGGAGAAUCUGAUGAAAACCAGGCUGAGAUGUUGCGAUUGGCAGGGCAGGAGCAGGAGGUUCCAGAAGCACGAGAAGAGCAAACCAGAAUUGCAGCCGAGGCUUUGGUUUCCAUAUCAGAAGCUUUGACCUAUGAUGGUAUCCAAAUGACAAAGUGCCCAUCAUCUGAACCUUCUAUAACUAGUUAUCUCCACUGGUUUGCUGGAAUUGUGUCUACAGUAGUCGAUCAUCCAGAGCAUGAGGUUAAGGAGGAUUUCAAUUGUGCCAUUAAGGAUCUUGAGGACUUUCUGCCUGCUGACUUUGAUUACUUUGAGUUCAUGUCCUUAAAUUUGUCUGAUACCAAGGACCUAUACAAGAGCAGUGGCCAAAAUGAGCAAGAAGGUCUAUCUACUUCACCAAGUCAACCAAGAAAGUGCCGAACAAACAGGAGGAGGCAGGGGAAUGACUUCCAAAGUGACAUUCUCCCAAGCAUUGCUUCUUUGUCUCGGUAUGAGGUGACCGAAGAUCUUCAAACCAUAGGAGGUCUCGUGGAAGCUGCCAGAAAAACUCCCCCAGCAUCAGGUUGCCUUAGAAGUGCCGGCAGAAAUGUAGUAGCGCGGGGUAAGAGAAGGGCUUGUGGUUCAUCCUCUAACAUCACAGACUUGCUUUUGAACUUGAAGGAACUAAAUGUUGACACUGAAAUUGCCAUUGAGAAAAUGGGGUACAUUAGUUGGGGAAAGAUUUGUAGAAAGCCAAGGGGAAAGAGAUUUCCUACCAGUAAAUCCCACUUAAUAUUUAGCCAAGUACAUAACUAAUUCUAAAGUUAAGUUCAUGGACUUUUGGAUGAGGUUUUUAUGAACUAUAGGAUCCUCUUGUAAAUGUUGUCAUAGACACUUCAUAGUAUAUGAGAUUAUGUUAGAAGAAUAGAAAAGGAACCCAUAUGUAUGUUCAACUUGCUUAUUGGAAUCAAAUUCAUUCUCUCCUAUAUUGGGGAUGCAAUGACUUCUACUUA